AACUCAAACCCAAAUUAAUUGACGACAACUUAGUUACGUAGGUUGCAUACUUACAUAUUCCAUUACAAUAUUCUUCACAAUUAUAUACCAAAAGUCUCACACAUUAUUGGCUAUAAAUACCCUCCCUCCAUACACAUAUUUUGCAAUGAGAAUGAAAAUGAAGCAUUCAGUAGGCAUUCUGUUGUUGUUGAUUGGGCUAACAAUACCAUACAUAUGUGUAGGGCAAAACUCAGCCCAAGACUUCCUUGAUGGGCACAAUAGGGCUCGUGCUGCAGUAGGGGUGGGGCCCAUGACGUGGGACGAAAACGUGGCCAACUUCGCUCGGAACUACGUGAAUUCGAGGCUGCGCGACUGCAACCUGGUCCACUCCAGCAACAGGCCGUACGGCGAGAACCUUGCCGCCGGCAGCGGGGAUUUCACGGGGCGGAGAGCGGUGGAGUUGUGGGUGAAUGAGAAGGCUAACUAUAACUACGCUUCCAACUCAUGUGUUGGAGGGGAGUGCCUUCACUACACUCAGGUGGUGUGGCGCAACUCGGUUCGACUCGGGUGCGCAAGGGCUCUCUGCAACAAUGGCUGGUGGUUCGUCUCUUGCAACUACGACCCCCCGGGCAACUACAUCGGCCAACGUCCUUAUUGAACCCACACAUGCAUGCAAUUAAAGGAAUAAGAGGAUAUAUAUGAUGUUGUUCUCAUAUAUACUACAAUUAAUGUAAGCUGAGCAUGCAUGGCUCAUAUCUCUUCGUUACCACCAUCUAUCUCCUCAAUCAAAUAAAAUAACUAAAUAUUUAUGUUUUAGUACAAAA
This is a messenger RNA of Salvia miltiorrhiza (redroot sage), 803 nucleotides long. RefSeq names its product pathogenesis-related leaf protein 6-like. The transcript has a single exon. The record is from RefSeq and is a predicted model, not a curated record. Lineage: Eukaryota; Viridiplantae; Streptophyta; Magnoliopsida; Lamiales; Lamiaceae. Bases 146 to 637 code for a protein of 163 amino acids. Gene Ontology annotation, cellular component: extracellular region.